Molecule: messenger RNA, 2508 nt
Organism: Hyaena hyaena (striped hyena)
Lineage: Eukaryota; Metazoa; Chordata; Mammalia; Carnivora; Hyaenidae
Gene: GPC5
Product: glypican 5
Exons: 10
Coding region: 1-2508 (835 amino acids)
Biological process (GO): positive regulation of canonical Wnt signaling pathway; regulation of protein localization to membrane; cell migration
Cellular component (GO): plasma membrane; cell surface; extracellular region
Source: RefSeq, a predicted model, not a curated record
AUGGCACCAAAUGGAGGAACAAGGGAGGAGCAAGCAGUACCUCAGGCAGCUACCGAGGAAGGCACUUUGGGGGCCAGUGUCAGAGCCACUUUUGGGGGUCUGGACCUCUUUAAAAGUGAGGUCAAACUGGCUGCACACAAGGAACAGCAAUCCCUUUUCAUGCAAUUUUCAUGCAAUUUCCAUACAAAUUCCCAUGUACUGAAGACCUUGCCUUACAGUCAAAUAUUUCAUCGUACUUGCAACUGGUGCUCCUCAUUGCUUAUCUUCUCCGAGCCUCUUCCUACAUUCGCUCUCUUCUUCGUCCGACCGAGUUCCACGGAAAGGGCUGGAAGAGCGCGGCCGGGGUCUCGCUCCGCUCGCCUCCCCGGGGCAGGCGGCGCCGCUCUGAGGCUGCCCCGCGCGCGCCGCCACGGACAGCGGGCCGGCGGGGGCGGGCGCGGCCGCGCGCAGGGGGCGGGGCGGGGGCGUGGCGUGGCGUGCGGGGGCGGGGCGAGUGGGCGUGGCGGGGCGUGCGGGUGGGCGGGGCGGGACGUGCGGGGGCGGGGCCUGCCUGCGGAGCGCGGCCGGCGAGCGCGUCCCAGCUCGGCGGCUGCUGGCCGAGCCCGCGGCGACCGCGGCGGUGGCCGGAGCCGGACGCUCGCGGGCUCCGACGGGGACACCCGGCGGCGCUGUGCUCGAGGACUCGUGUCUCCCGCCUCGGAGCUCCUCCGGAGAGAGCCAGUGCCCCCAGGGGAGGCCGCUGUCCCAGAACGGCCCCGGAGCGUCUGCCGCCAGAUUGCACCUCGUGGGCGCCGCAAACGCGGAGCGUUUUCCAACGCUUGCCACGUAGGGCGCGCGGGGACGGCGGGGCCCACUUCGUGGGAAGGGGCGACCAGGACAGGGAUGAUGGAUGCGCAGAGCUGGCGCGCGGGCGGCUGCUGGCUGCUCCUUCUGGCCCUCGUUGGGUCUGCUCGGAGCGAGGGCGUGCGGAGCUGCGAAGAAGUUCGGAAACUUUUCCAGUGGCGCCUGGCGGGAGCUGUCAGGGGACCGCCGGAGUCGCCGCGGGCAGGACCUGAUCUACAGGUUUGUGUAUCCAAAAAACCUACCUGUUGCACCAGGAAGAUGGAGGAGAGAUACCAGACUGCAGCUCGCCAAGAUAUGCAGGAAGUUCUUCAGUCAUCCAGCUCCACAUUAAAGUUUCUCAUAUCGCGAAACGCCGCUGCUUUUCAAGAAACCCUGGAAACUCUCAUCAGACAAGCAGAGAAUUACACCAGUAUCCUUUUCUGCAACACCUACAAAAAUAUGGCCGUAGAGGCUACAGCUUCAGUUCAGGAGUUCUUCACGGAUGUGGGGCUCUAUUUGUUUGGCACAGAUGUUAAUCCUGAAGAAUUUGUAAACAGAUUCUUUGACAGUCUUUUCCCUCUGGUCUACAAUCACCUCAUCAGCCCUGGUGUGAGGGACAGUUCCCUGGAAUACUCAGAAUGCAUCCGGAUGGCCCGCCGGGAUGUGAGUCCCUUUGGUAAUGUUCCCCAAAGAGUAGUGGGGCAGAUGGGGAGAUCACUGCUCCCUAGCCGCACAUUUCUGCAGGCACUGAAUCUGGGCAUCGAAGUCAUCAAUACCACAGACCAUCUGCACUUCUCCAAAGAGUGUAGCAGAGCUGUCCUGAGGAUGCAGUACUGCCCUCACUGCCAGGGCCUGACUCUUAGCAAGCCUUGCAUGGGGUACUGCCUGAACGUCAUGAGAGGCUGCCUGGCACACACGGCAGAGCUGAAUCCACACUGGCAUGCCUACAUCCGGUCAUUGGAAGAGCUGUCGGACGCCAUGCAUGGACCAUAUGACAUUGAACACGUUCUCCUGAACUUCCACUUGCUUGUUAAUGAUGCCGUGAUGCAGGCUCACCUCGAUGGACAAAAGUUAUCGGAACAGAUCAGUAAGAUUUGUGGCCGUCCAAUCAGAGCACCUACACAAAGCCCCCAUUGUUCGUUUGAGGGAAGCAAAGAGAAGCAUGGGAUGAAGAUCUCUCCAAGAAAUGGUGAAGAGACACUUGCCAACAGAAGAAAGGAAUUUAUCAACAGCCUUCGACUGUACAGGACGUUCUACGGAGGCCUGGCUGAUGCGCUUUGUGUUAAUGAAUUAGCCGCUGCCGAUGGACAGCCAUGUUGGAACGGGGAAGAUAGAGUGAAAAGCUAUACUCAGCGUGUGGUUGGAAAUGGAAUCAAAGCCCAAUCUGGAAAUCCCGAAGUCAAAGUUAAAGGAACUGAUCCUGUGAUAAAUCAAAUUAUUGAUAAACUGAAGCAUGUUAUUCAGAACAGUGAAGAAAAGGGAAAAAUCGUGCCUGGCCUUCAGCCUUCUGUGAUUCUGACCCCUUUCUCGGGAGAAGCCAUUGUACUAACAUACUUGCCAGGAAUUUUCUACAUUUUAAAGCCUGUGCUGCUGCCGGUAGACAUAUCUUUGGAAAUUACCUGUGAUGAGUACGGUGAGGAAUUUUAUAAAAGGAGAAGUUUUAUAAAAGAAGAAGAGAAGUUCUAA